UUCUUGAAUCUACAAGUACUGGUCUUGCAUAUCGUUCUUCCACAUCUAAAUUUUAUCUACUUGAUUGGAAAAGUAAACUCAUAACAGAAUUUUCUAUCGCAAAUUCAGAUUCAUCAUCAAAUGAAAAUAGUCAGAUUACUAUACAUCAUCAAAUAACAUGUUCAUCAUUUAAUGAACCAGUUCAAAUAGCUGUAUGUGAACAACAUCAAAAUUCUUUACUUAUAUGUGACAAUAAUACAUUCUUAAUUGUUGAUAGUCGUACAGGUGAUUUAAUAAAUAAGAUAGAUACACGUUUAUUUGGUAUUAAAACAAUAAAAGGUUUUACAAUUGGUUUACAAGAUGAAAUUAUUGUUGGUGAUCAUCGUAUACAUAUUCUAUCUUAUGAAGGAAAAUAUUUACGACAAAUAUCAUCAUUAACACAACAAUAA
This is a messenger RNA of Adineta steineri, 428 nucleotides long. NCBI's taxonomy places the organism in Eukaryota, Metazoa, Rotifera, Eurotatoria, Adinetida, Adinetidae. The record is from the annotation of a GenBank genome assembly.